Neltuma alba is the source of this 4540-nucleotide messenger RNA. RefSeq names its product ABC transporter G family member 39. The record is from RefSeq and is a predicted model, not a curated record. Lineage: Eukaryota; Viridiplantae; Streptophyta; Magnoliopsida; Fabales; Fabaceae. Gene Ontology annotation, molecular function: ATP hydrolysis activity; ATP binding; ABC-type transporter activity. The transcript has 25 exons. Gene Ontology annotation, cellular component: membrane. The coding region runs from base 73 to 4350 and encodes 1425 amino acids.
AAUCAGUGGUCUACGAGUAAAUCUUACUUACUUCCAUAACUUUUGCAUCCAUUCUGCAUCAAAGAGUCCAACAUGAAAGCAAUGGAGAGAAGCAAGGAUGUGUUCUCAACGUUUGAACGUGAGGACGACGAUGAAGCUCUGAAAUGGGCAGCAAUAGAGAGACUCCCGACAUAUUCGCGCAUGAGGAAGAGUAUCCUUGUUAACGCAGAAGGCAAAGCAAGUGAGGUAGAUAUCAAAAGGUUGAGUUUAACAGAGAGAAAGAUUCUCUUAGAGAGACUCGUCGGGCUAGCAGAAGAAGAUAAUGAGAAGUUCUUGUUGAAACUUAAGGAACGGAUUAAUCGAGUUGGAUUAGAUAUUCCAACAGUUGAAGUUAGGUUUGAGCAUAUAAAUGUGGAGGCACAAGUCUACGUUGGAAGCAGAGCAUUACCUUCAUUGCUUAACUUUUAUGGCAACGCAUUAGAGGGGUUCUUAAAUUAUGUUCACGUUUUGCCAACUCCAAAGAAACCAUUACAUAUUCUUCAGAAUGUUAGCGGAAUCAUAAAGCCCAGGAGAAUGGCGUUGCUCUUAGGACCCCCAGGUUCCGGAAAGACUACUUUGCUGUUGGCUCUGGCUGGAAAACUCGGUACCGAUUUGAAACAUUCUGGGAAAGUGACUUACAAUGGGUACGGACUCGAAGAGUUUGUACCACAGAGGACAUCAGCUUAUAUAAAUCAGAAUGAUGUCCACAUUGGAGAAAUGACUGUGAGAGAAACACUGGACUUCUCAGCAAGAUGUCAAGGAGUGGGGCACAAUUAUGAGAUGUUGGCAGAACUGCUGAGAAGAGAAAAGGAAGCAAACAUUAAACCAAAUCCUGAUGUUGAUGCAUACAUGAAGGCAGCAGCACUAGAAGGACAAGAGACGAGCGUGGUCACUGACUACAUUCUAAAGAUUUUGGGACUAGAAGUGUGUGCUGACAUUAUGGUAGGGGAUGAAAUGAUAAGAGGUAUAUCAGGGGGACAGAAAAAGCGUGUCACGACAGGGGAGAUGCUCGUUGGGCCUGUGAGAGUGUUGCUCAUGGAUGAAAUAUCAUCUGGUUUGGACAGUUCAACAACUUUUCAAAUAAUAAAUUCAAUGCGACAGUCCAUCCAUAUUCUCAAUGGAACUGCACUUAUCUCUCUCCUACAACCUGCACCAGAAACUUAUGAGCUAUUUGAUGAUAUCAUACUUCUCACAGAUGGCCAAAUUGUGUACCAAGGCCCCAAAGAAAAUGUGCUUGAGUUCUUUGAAUCCAUGGGCUUCAAGUGUCCUGAAAGAAAAGGAGUUGCUGACUUCUUACAAGAAGUGACAUCAAGAAAAGAUCAACGGCAGUACUGGGCACGUGAAGAUGCACCUUACAGUUUUGUUACUGUGAAGGACUUUGUUGAAGCCUUCCAAUCAUUUCAUAUAGGGCAAAAAAUUAAAGAUGAGCUGGACAAUCCUUUUGACAAAUCUAAAUGUCAUCCAGCUGCCUUGACCACAAAGAAAUAUGGUGUUGGCAAGAAAGAGCUGUUGAGAGCUUGUUUUAGCAGAGAAUUUUUGCUUAUGAAGAGAAAUUCCUUUGUCUACAUAUUCAAAGCCACUCAACUUACUUAUUUAGCUGUCAUGACUACAACAUUAUUUCUACGAACAAACAUGCAUCGGGAUACUGUGGCGGAUGGAGGAACAUAUAUGGGUGCCCUGUUCUUUGCUGUCAUUGUAGCUAUGUUCAAUGGAAUAUCGGAGUUAAACAUGACCAUCAUGAAACUUCCCAUCUUUUACAAGCAAAGAGACUGUAUAUUUUAUCCUUCAUGGGCUUAUGCUCUACCACCAUGGAUACUCAAAAUGCCAAUAACCCUUGUAGAAGUAGCCAUUUGGGAAGGCAUCACUUAUUACGGCAUCGGUUUUGAUCCAAGUGUUGGGAGGUUCUUCAAACAAUACUUCCUUAUUUUGUGCAUUAAUCAGAUGGCAUCUGCGCUAUUUCGGUUGAUGGCAGCAUUAGGAAGGGAUGUAAUUGUUGCAAAUACUGUUGGAUCAUUCGCUUUACUUAUAGUUCUGGUUUUGGGUGGAUUUGUGAUUUCACGAGAGAAUAUACACAAAUGGCUCCUUUGGGGUUAUUGGUCGUCACCAUUGAUGUAUGGGCAGAAUGCUAUUGCUGUGAACGAAUUUCUCGGGCAUAGUUGGAGAAAGGCUGUUCCCAAGUCCAAUGAGGCAUUGGGAGUUAUGGUAUUGAAAUCUCGUGGGUUUUUCCCAGCAGCUUAUUGGUAUUGGAUUGGAGCAGGGGCUUUGAUUGGUCAUACCUUUCUUUUUAAUUUCCUUUUCACCUUGGCUUUGCAACAUCUCAAACCAUUCAAAAGAGCUCAACCAGGGCUGUCGAAAGAGAAAUUGCUCGAGAGAAAUGCUUCCAAAACUGGCGAGUUCAUUGACCCUCCACAAGCAGAAUUGAGUGCUUUUGAUGACAAGUCAGAAACAAAGAUCGAAGAAGUAGGUUUAUCAUGUGGACCAUUUCCUGCACACAGUAGUCAUAAGGGCAUGGUGCUUCCUUUUCAACCUCUAUCCCUCACCUUUGAUGAGAUCAGAUAUUCUGUCGACAUGCCACAGGAAAUGAAAAACCAAGGUGUUCUUGAGGAUCGUCUUGAACUUUUAAGGGGUGUGAGUGGUGCUUUUAGGCCAGGAGUACUAACAGCUUUAAUGGGAGUAAGCGGUUCUGGCAAAACUACUCUGAUGGAUGUUUUGGCUGGUAGGAAGACUAGUGGCUAUAUCGAAGGAAGUAUCACAAUUUCUGGGUAUACUAAAAAGCAAGAAACUUUUGCUCGUAUAUCAGGGUAUUGUGAACAAUUCGAUAUUCACUCACCCUAUGUUACAGUCUAUGAGUCCCUAUUGUUCUCUGCAUGGCUUCGAUUGUCCCCUGAAAUCGAUGAUGCAACUAAAAAGAUGUUCAUAGAAGAAGUCAUGGAGCUUGUGGAGCUUAACUCAUUAAGGGAAGCACUAGUUGGGUUACCGGGUGAGACUGGACUUUCAACUGAACAACGCAAGAGGCUUACAAUUGCAGUUGAACUUGUAGCCAACCCAUCAAUAAUAUUCAUGGAUGAGCCAACCUCGGGCCUUGAUGCAAGAGCAGCAGCAAUUGUUAUGAGAACUGUGAGAAACACCGUGGACACAGGACGAACCGUAGUUUGCACCAUUCACCAGCCAAGCAUUGAUAUAUUUGAUGCCUUUGAUGAGUUGCUGCUUCUGAAAUUGGGAGGAGAGCAGAUAUAUGCUGGUCCGUUAGGCCACCAUUGUUCCCAGCUGAUUCAGUACUUUGAGGCUAUUCAAGGAGUUCCUAUGAUCAAAGAUGGUUACAAUCCAGCAACUUGGAUGCUGGAAGUGACAUCACCAGGGAUAGAAGCAAACCUCAAUGUUAACUUUACUAUUGAAUACAGAAACUCAGAACUCCACCGGAGAAAUAAACAACUGAUCCAAGAGCUUAGUACACCUCGUCAAGAUUCAAAAGAUCUCUACUUUGCAAGCCAAUAUUCGCAGCCUUUCUUUGCACAAUGCGUAACUUGCCUAUGGAAACAACAUUUAUCAUAUUGGCGCAACACGUCAUAUAGUGCAGUAAGACUACUAUGUACAACAAUUAUAGCUUUGCUGUUUGGGAUGAUUUUUUGGGACGUUGGCUCGAAAAGGAGAAGGGCGCAGGAUCUUUUCAAUUCCAUGGGUUCAAUGUAUGCUGCUGUUAUUUCCAUUGGAGUACAAAAUGGCUGCUCAGUGCAACCCAUAGUGGCCGUUGAGAGAACAGUCUUCUAUAGAGAAAGAGCUGCUGGAAUGUAUUCAGCUUUGCCUUACGCUGUGGCGCAGGUUAUUAUUGAGCUUCCUCACAUCUUGAUCCAGACUCUAAUAUAUGGGGUUAUAGUGUAUGCCAUGAUGGGAUUUGAGUGGACAUUAGCCAAGUUCUUGUGGUAUCUCUUCUUCAUGUACUUCACCUUUUCAUACUUCACAUUCUAUGGCAUGAUGACCAUGGCUAUCUCUCCCAAUCCCCACGUUGCGAUGAUAUUCUCAAGUGCCUUCUAUGCAAUAUGGAACCUUUUCUCAGGCUUUAUCAUUCCCUUAUCGAGAAUACCCGUGUGGUGGAAAUGGUACUAUUGGAUUUGCCCUGUUGCUUGGACUUUGAAUGGAUUGAUUACCUCCCAAUACGGAGACCAAACGGAGAAACUAGAGUCAGGCCAAACAGUUGAAGACUUUGUGACAGGUUAUUUCAGAUUCAAAUAUGAUUUCUUGGGAGUUGUGGCUGUUGUGGUAGCUUGUUUCUCAGUGCAGUUUGCGCUCAUAUUCGCCUUUGGAAUCAAAGCAUUUAACUUUCAAAAGCGAUGAGUUAACGAAACCAAACUCCAUCUCCAUGUGAGGCCUAUUGUGAAACUAAAUGUAUGGAUUGGCAUUUCCUUAGGAUUAUUUUUGCCAUAUUAAGCUUGGUGUUACUACUCAACAUUUGUUAAAAUAAUUAGAACAAAUCGAUAUUGUACGUUGUAUUUAUAAAUAUUUUGUUCGCUGGACAUUGUAUUUA